AUGUCCAGCCCACAACUUAGUGAUGAGUCAUCAGAGCCGCGAAGCCCCCAAGCCUUAGCCACGUUCCACUCUUACUCGUCUCUUCAUUUGAGCAGCAAGCAGGCCUCUCCUGCUGAAGGUCACCUCAGCUGGUCACGUGAUGACACCAGUCGUGCCACCCCACCCCUCAGGUGGAGCAUCUUUGCGCUUCCAGUGUCCUUCAGCCACCAGGGAGUGCGCCCAGGAGUCACCUGGACGUCGUGCGUGGAUCAGGCAGAGCGGUGCCGCCGUCCCUGUGAAACCCGAGGGAGCAGGGACAGGGGCCGGCGAGGGCGCGGCUGCCAAACCAGAUCUCACGCCCUCUCGCGCUCCUCAAGAGCAGAGCUGCAAUUCCCGGUGAGCCGCGUGGACCGCUACCUGCGAGAGGGUCGCUAUGCGGAGCGCCUGAGCUCGCACACCCCUGUGUUCCUGGCCGGCGUCCUCGAGUACCUGACGGCCAACAUCCUGGAGCUGGCAGCCACAGAGGCCCGCAGCAGCCGCAAGAUGCGCAUCGCCCCCGAGCACGUGCAGAGGGCCAGGAGCCACAACGAGACCCUCAGCAGCCUCUUCCAGGCCAGCAGCGUCUCCCGGGGGGCUGAGGAGGGGGCCGAGGAGCCCCUGCCCGAGGCCGGGCGGUGA
This is a messenger RNA of Phacochoerus africanus (Common warthog), 657 nucleotides long. Its product is annotated as histone H2A.Y-like. Gene Ontology annotation, cellular component: nucleosome. The record is from RefSeq and is a predicted model, not a curated record. Bases 1 to 657 code for a protein of 218 amino acids. Lineage: Eukaryota; Metazoa; Chordata; Mammalia; Artiodactyla; Suidae. Gene Ontology annotation, molecular function: DNA binding; protein heterodimerization activity; structural constituent of chromatin. The transcript is spliced from 4 exons.